AUGGACUACGUCGACAAGCGCCUGCAGGAGGAAGCUGUGAAGCUACACGACGCACAAAGGCAUGAUUUCUCCUUUACGCCUAUCAAAAUCAGACUGCUAACAAUUUCCCCCUCCAGCGGCGGCUUCUUUACCCCCCUCAACAUCAUCUUCCUCCUCGUCCUCGGCUACACGACCUACGUCCUCCUGCGCCCGACCCCGCCCCCGAAGCUCCCGAAGGAGCCACCCGCCAUCGUCUUCCGCGUCUUCACCCCGCGCACCUUGCUCCCCUUCGACGGCGAGGACGGCAAGCCCGUCUACCUCGCUGUUCGCGGCCGCGUCUUCGACGUCACCCCGGGCCGCAACUUCUACGGGCCCGGCGGGCCCUACUCAAACUUCGCCGGCCGCGACGCCUCGCGCGGUCUGGCCCACGGCAGCUUCGACGAGGAUAUGCUGACAGAGGACCUCGACGGUCCGCUUGAUCCGCUCGAGGGGCUCGGCCCGGACGAGGUUGAAGCCCUGGUGGGCUGGGAGGAGAGUUUCCUGUCCAAGUAUCUCGUGGUCGGCAAGCUUGUUGCCGUCGGCGAGGAGGAGAAGAAGUGA
Colletotrichum higginsianum IMI 349063 is the source of this 579-nucleotide messenger RNA. RefSeq names its product Membrane-associated progesterone receptor component 1. The transcript has a single exon. The coding region runs from base 1 to 579 and encodes 192 amino acids. Lineage: Eukaryota; Fungi; Ascomycota; Sordariomycetes; Glomerellales; Glomerellaceae. Gene Ontology annotation, cellular component: membrane; endomembrane system. The record is from RefSeq and is a predicted model, not a curated record.